Molecule: messenger RNA, 1214 nt
Organism: Dermatophagoides farinae (American house dust mite)
Lineage: Eukaryota; Metazoa; Arthropoda; Arachnida; Sarcoptiformes; Pyroglyphidae
Product: regucalcin
Biological process (GO): L-ascorbic acid biosynthetic process
Molecular function (GO): gluconolactonase activity; calcium ion binding
Source: RefSeq, a predicted model, not a curated record
AUUGAUAAAUCGAUUUGUUUGAUAAAUAAAUUGUCCUUCAAUAUGAUUGUAGGUCGUAAAAAUUUGUUUUAUUCAACCAUAGCAGUAAAGGAUUAAACACACAACCAAUAUUCAAUAAACAAUAAUCAUGUUCAAUAUUGAAACAUUAUCGGAUCGGGCAUUUGAAUUGGGCGAAGGACCACAUUGGAAUCCAGUGGAUGGCAAACUUUAUUUUGUUGACAUUUUAACUGGUCUUGUUGCAACAUAUGAUUCUGAUGGAAAAUUCUCUCAACUUUAUAAGAAUAAUGAUGAAGUUGUGAGUGUAGUAUUACCAGUUAAUGAUAAUGGUAAUGAUAAAGUUGUCAUAAGUGUCGGAACCAGUUUACGUUUAUUGGAUAUUCGAACAAAUACUGAAAAAUUAAUCGAUAAGAUUUCAAAUAAUGGUUUUCGUUUUAAUGACGGGAAAUGUGAUCCAUCCGGUCGAAUUUGGAUUGGUACGAUGGAAAAUAAUUUCAAAUAUCUACCAAAUGCAGCAUUAUAUCGAUUAAAUCCGGUGACAAACAAACUUGAAGUUCAAUUGGAUCAAGUAAUUCUAUCAAAUGGUCUUUGUUGGUCACUUGAUUCGAAAAAAAUGUACUACAUCGAUUCUGGCAAACGAUCUGUCUUUUUAUUCGAUUAUGACAUUGAUAAUGGAAAAAUAUCAAACAAACGCAUAUUUUUGGAUAUGAAUGAUAAUAAAGAUUUCACUUCGGAUGAACUACCGGAUGGAAUGACGAUUGAUGCAAAAGGAAAUCUUUGGAUUGCUAUGUUUCAAGGAUCACGAAUAGUCAAUAUUGAUGGCCAAAAUGGUAAACUAUUGCAAUCAAUACAAAUGCCAACUUCGUUGAUUACAUCCGUUUGUUUUGGUGGUCCAAAUCUGGAUGUAAUGUAUGUAACAUCAUGUCGCCAUUUUCUGACUGAUGAACAGAAAAUCAAACAACCAUUGGGUGGUUAUUGUUUCCGAGUGACUUCCAAAGAUCCUAACUUUAAGGGUCAUAAACCAAAUUUUAGUGCCAAUAUCAAAGGAAUUUAAAACCAAGAUUUUACAAGAUGAUUAUUAUCGAAAAGAUUUUGCAGCAAUUUUUAAUGAUAUAUCACAAUGAAAAAUAUUUGAUAAUGAUUCUCGAGCUUUUCGAACUAUGUUCGAAAUAUUCAAACCUUUUGGGCCAAUUAAAAGUGAAAGAAAUUUUUCUGGA